AUGAAGAUCAUCAUCGUCGGCGCCGGCAUCGGCGGCCUCUCCGCGGCGCUCGCCCUCGCGCUGCAAAAGCAUUCGGUCACGGUCCUCGAGUCGGCUCCACGGCUCGCGGAAAUCGGCGCGGGCGUGCAACUCACCCCAAACGCGAUCAAGUUCUUCUUCCAGUGGGGCCUUGAGGGUGAUAUCCUCGCCAAAGCCGCGAUUCCGGGGACGUUUUUCAUUCAUCGGUGGAAGGACGGGAGGGUUUUGGGGAGCGUGGACGUGGGAGGGCUAGAGCGGGAGUAUGGCGCGCCGUAUGUGGUGGUGCACAGAGGGGUGUUGCAUGAGAUCUUGCACCGGCAUGCCGUGCGGGCUGGGGCGGAGGUGAGGGUUAAUUCGAGGGUGGUCGAGUAUGAUUUCGAGGGCGGCGCCGUGGUGUUGAAAGAUGGACUCAAGAUGGAGGCCGACUUGGUUGUUGCUUGCGACGGUAUCAACUCCUUCGCGAGAGCCCAAUUUCUGGGAGACCAAGACAAAGGCGCUCAGAGAACCGGUUGGGCUGCGUAUCGAACAAUGGUGGAUGUCACAAAAAUCAAAGCAAAUCCUGCUACGGCUGAUCUUGUCGAACGGCAUAACAACCACUUGUGGAUCGGGGAGAACUGCUCAGCAAUGACCUACAUGAUCUAUGAAUCGACCAAGCUCAACAUGGUCCUCUCGCACCGGGACGACGACAUCGAAGUCGACUCUACUACGACUACCUCCUGGACAACUGCCUCGCCAUACCACGGCGCAAUCAAAUCCCUCUUUCGGGGAUGGGACUGCAAACUCACUAGUCUCAUCGACAUGGUCCGUCCCGAGACCAUCAACAACUGGCCCGUGUAUCAAGUCGAGCCACUCCGCAAAUGGGUGUCGAUGUCGGGAAAGUUCGUGCUCAUGGGCGACGCGGCGCAUGCAAUGGCGUUUUAUCUGUCCAUGGGCAUCUCCAUGGCCGUGGAGGAUGCCGUCGCAUUGGCAGAGUGUCUUUCGCUUCUCGCUUCGGCAACUAACAACGACGUCAAAUAUGGUUGUGGGGACAGAGCAAAACCCAGACCAUCUCUCUCUUCCGCCCUCGACCUCUUCGAAUCUCUCCGCAAACCUCGCGCCGAAGCCGUCCAGGCCGCCAGUCUUCGCGCGGGCAAUAUCUUACACCUCCCACCUGGCGCGGCCCAGGAGAAAAGGGACGCCGCGUUGCAGCGGGCCGACGGCGGCGCAAUGGAGAGCGAAGAAGAUAGUAGGCAGUACGUCUAUGGAAUCGCGGACCGGGAGACGAGGGAUUGGUGCUAUGGGUAUGAUGCCGCCUGGGAGGUGCGGAGGGCUUGGAACGAGCAAUUCGGGUAG
Molecule: messenger RNA, 1350 nt
Organism: Cladophialophora psammophila CBS 110553
Lineage: Eukaryota; Fungi; Ascomycota; Eurotiomycetes; Chaetothyriales; Herpotrichiellaceae
Exons: 2
Coding region: 1-1350 (449 amino acids)
Biological process (GO): secondary metabolite biosynthetic process
Molecular function (GO): FAD binding; monooxygenase activity
Source: RefSeq, a predicted model, not a curated record